AUGCCGAAAGUUAAAACAUCGAAUUAUCGAGACUUAGAUAUUUUGUGUCUGAGUUUGGUGGCAAUGAUGUUUUUACAAUUGACCUGUGAAGCAUGGACUACUACCAGCACAACCGAAAGAAGACUUAGGACCUUUGAAAACAGAAUUUGGAGGACAAUUUGUGGACCAAUUUAUGAUAGCGUCAAUUUAACCUGGAGAAGAAAAUACAACAAAGAACUACAAGACGAAUUGGGAAUUGCAUCAGUUAUCAGCUUUAUAAGAGGGCAAAAGAUCCAAUGGUUAGGACACGCGAUGCGGAGAAGUGAGGAUGAUAUAAGUAGAACAAUCCAAAACUGGAAACCAAUGGGAAUGAGACCGCGAGGAAGACCCAGGAAAAGGUGGUUGGGUGUUGUGGAAGAAGACCUUGAAAGAUUGAGAGUACAUAUUGGAGGGAAGUAG
Sipha flava (yellow sugarcane aphid) is the source of this 438-nucleotide messenger RNA. RefSeq lists its product as uncharacterized. The transcript is spliced from 2 exons. The record is from RefSeq and is a predicted model, not a curated record. Lineage: Eukaryota; Metazoa; Arthropoda; Insecta; Hemiptera; Aphididae. The coding region runs from base 1 to 438 and encodes 145 amino acids.